AUGGGAAGAAUUCUGAAAGGUGGCUACUGGAGAGUAAACAAGGAGCAACUCAAAAGAUGGCUGCCAACAGCUUAUUAUUAUUUUUUCUACGGAGCACUGGGUUCUCUAUUCCCUUUUCUAAACUUGUAUUACCGGGCGAUUGGAAUGGAUCCAUGGCAAAUUGGAAUUCUAGGGGGAAUUCGCCCAUUGAUAGCGUUACUUUUUGCCCCGAUAUGGAGUUAUUUGGCCAACAAGUAUAAAAUCCGAAAAGCUAUACUUGUCUGGUCGCUCAUCAGCUGGGUUGCUUUUACUAUUCCAAUUGCGUUGGUGCCGCAUCUUAGUGCUAGUGAACAAUGCGUGGAAGAGGCAAAUUCCACGAGGCUAAGCCUCAACUCAAGUGAGGAUUCCAACAUGGUUCAUUUCAAAAGGAUAAAAACCUAUACGCUUUUAAAUAUUUCACUCAUGAAUGGCCUUUCGAGUUUGUACCAGGGACACCAGGAUAAAAUCAAAGGUCACAGUUUGCGUGAAAAUAGAAAACGGAAUAAACCGCCCUUUGUCAAAAGAGGUGCAGAGGAAACUAGGAUAAACAAUGGCCUGUAUUAUGAACACGGAUCUUUAAAACAGACAAUUGGCGAUAGCUUUCGGAUGUCAAACGGGAUUAAACUGGAGGUCUCGACAGACAGUAAAGAAGCUGAGAAACGCAAGCCUUUUGAUUUCAAAUCCCCAAAUGGGCCAUACCUCAACAAAAGAAGAAAUCCGUAUUCGGACACAAUUUUUACCGAACUGCUUUUUAUUGCUUUCACAGGGGAGAUUUUUCAGUCCGCAACAGAUGACCUCAACACACAUUUUGAUGGAACGUUUCUAGAGCAUUUGGGUGUUAUGUACCAAAAUGUGAUCGACAACAACAUUUACAGCUCGAUCGGUAUUGGAAUUGCAGCAUUUGCCACUGGUUUGAUUCUUCGCUUUGCACCAAAAAUAACAAUCUGUGAUGUUGAGUACGCUGAAUACAAAAUCGCCUUUAUAAUAUUUUCAUUACUUAUGGCGGUUGCUGUGUUGAUCUCGACAAAAUUUGACCUCAGUUAUAGAAGGCGUCGCCGCAGCUUUGAAAUUAAAGAAUCGCUGCAGAAGCUGAUUUCUGUCAGCAAUGUGACUUUUCUGUAUAUCGUGGUAAUCAUGGGGAUUCUCCGAGGGGUUUUGUUCAACUUUGUCUACUGGAAUAUCGCGGAUAUCGGAGGCUCUGAUCUCGUCGUGGGUUUCACAGUUGUGAGUCAGUAUCUCUCUGACACUAUCAUGUCUCUCUCAGCUCCUAUUCUUAUGACAUACUUGGGUUAUAUCGGUAUGAUAUACAUUGGUCUUGCUUCAUAUGCCCUUCGAUUCAUAAUCUACUCCUGGUUAAGCACCCCAGAUUCCGCAUGGGUUACCCCACCGGUCGAAUUACUGCAGGGUAUCUCCCACUCUACAGCUUGGUCAGCCUUCCUAUUGUACAUCACCAACUAUACUCCCGCAUCCUCCUUUCCCACGGGUAUUUUUCUUCUGCAGGGGUUGUAUCUCGGGGUAGGAGGUAGCAUCGGAGGGUUUGUCGGAGGGAUUUUAAUUCAAACAUUUGAUACAAACGUUGCAUUUCGCCUGUUCGGCCUUGUGAGUGUUUUGACCUGCCUGGUGUUUAUAAUGAUCCAACCUUCCGGAGGAGACGAGAUCCUCCCGUCUCAGGCAAACACCAUUUUAUUUCUCACGGAUGAGGAUGAUUAUUCCAGCUACAGCGAAGAUGAAAUUUUCGAUUACAACCAACAUGGAGUUGUCUACGUUCCCUCGAAAAGCGCAAGCGAAGGAAUGCUGCAAACAAAGAAGAUAGUUCUUCCAGCGCAUAAUUCACCCCUAGUUCCCAUCUGUCUUUCUCUCGGCAAAAAACAACUAAAAGAAACUAAGUGA
Messenger RNA from Porites evermanni, 1908 nucleotides. Lineage: Eukaryota; Metazoa; Cnidaria; Anthozoa; Scleractinia; Poritidae. The record is from the annotation of a GenBank genome assembly.